This is a messenger RNA of Lotus japonicus, 2704 nucleotides long. RefSeq names its product protein PSK SIMULATOR 1. The coding region runs from base 510 to 2474 and encodes 654 amino acids. Gene Ontology annotation, biological process: positive regulation of growth. Lineage: Eukaryota; Viridiplantae; Streptophyta; Magnoliopsida; Fabales; Fabaceae. The record is from RefSeq and is a predicted model, not a curated record. The transcript has 13 exons.
GUUUUCACCACGACCGCGACGGUCAAAACUUGGAGUUGGAGUAUUGGGUUAGUGUUGUUCAAGUCUCUGUUUUGACCAAAACAACAACAACAACAACAAGAGAGAGAACACAAGAGAAGAGAAGAGAAGAGAAGAGAAGAAGAUUCUGCUUCUGACAACACUCACUCUUUGCUUCUCUUAGCUGCAAUUCUUCACCGAUCCACUGAAGCCAUUCUCUUCCAAACGCAUUCAACUUCUCAAGAUCUCUGCUACUGAUUUGGUGACCUGAGCAGAGUUGAUGGACUGGAGCUGUAAAGGUGAUCAGAAUUGGUAUAAUCAAAAUUUGUGCAUUGACCAUAACAUUCCUGUGAAUUGAAGGCUAGGUCUUGAGUUGCUGUUUCUUUGUUAUAUGAACACCUCAGCAGAAUGAAGUGAGGUUUACUUCAAGUUGCAUGGUGUAUUGUAUGGACAUUGUGUACAUAGAGUGAAAAUUGAAAACUAUAGACUUACUACAAGCAAUUGAAUAUAGUAUGGGUGGUAUUUGCUCGAGGUCGUGGAAAGCCACUGUGGAUGGUGUAGCUGUAGAUAAUGCACUUGAUGGAAGCUCGAGGAAUGCUAAUGGCCAUGCUAAUAAUGAGCCUGGAACGACUUAUCAGACUGGACAUAUAAAUAGCAACUCGAAUCUGCGUCCUAUUGACGAUGAAUCGGAUAAGCAUCAACGAGAAUCGUUUUCAUUCUCUGCAUUGGAUAAGGUUUCAUAUGGGACUAGUGGUGAUGAUAUCAAUGAUGGCAUUCCUAGCUUGUCCAGGGCGUUAUCACAUAAAUCUAGAUCAACUAGGUCAAGGCAAGCUGCUGUCAAGGUAUCAGAAGUGAGUUCACUUUUGGGCAGAGCUGGUACAGCUGGACUUGGCAAGGCAGUAGAAGUUUUGGACACAUUAGGAAGUAGUAUGACAAAUUUGAAUCUCAGUAGUGGCUUUACAUCAGGCGUGGCAACAAAAGGAAAUAAAAUUUCAAUUUUGGCCUUCGAAGUUGCAAACACAAUUGUUAAGGGUGCCAAUCUGAUGCAAUCUCUUUCACAAGAGAACAUUAAACAUUUAAAAGAGGUGGUUCUACCAUCUGAAGGAGUGCAAAAUUUGAUAUCCAGAGAUAUGAAUGAACUCCUACGUAUUGCUGCAGCAGACAAGAGAGAAGAAUUGAAAAUAUUUUCUGGUGAAGUUGUACGAUUUGGAAAUCGUUGUAAAGAUCCUCAGUGGCACAACCUGGAUCGCUAUUUUGAGAAAUUAGGCUCAGAGCUGACACCACAAAAGCAAUUGAAAGAGGAAGCAGAGGUUGUGAUGCAACAACUAAUGACCUAUGUUCAAUAUACAGCGGAAUUAUAUCAUGAAUUGCAUGCCUUAGACAGGUUUGAUCAAGAUUAUCGGCGCAAGCUUCAAGAAGAGGACAAUUCAAAUGCCACACAAAGAGGAGACAGCCUUGCAAUUUUAAGAUCAGAACUGAAGAGUCAAAAGAAGCAUGUAAGAAAUUUGAAGAAAAAAUCACUGUGGUCCAAAAUUUUGGAAGAGGUGAUGGAAAAGUUCGUAGACGUUGUCAAUUUUCUGUAUUUGGAGAUACAUGAAGCAUUUGGUAGUGCUGACCCUGAUAAGCAAGUGAAAGAUUCUCAAGGAAACCAUAAGAAGUUGGGAUCUGCUGGUCUUGCUUUGCAUUAUGCAAACAUUAUCACUCAAAUUGAUACUCUGGUGUCUCGAUCAAGUUCUGUGCCUCCUAAUACGAGGGAUACUUUAUAUCAAGGGCUGCCACCUAAUGUAAAAUCAGCAUUGCGUACGAGGUUACAGUCAUUUCAGGUCAAAGAAGAGCUUACUGUCCAACAGAUCAAAGCUGAAAUGGAGAAAACAUUGCAGUGGCUUGUUCCUAUUGCCACCAACACAACGAAAGCUCAUCAUGGCUUUGGAUGGGUUGGAGAAUGGGCAAAUACAGGGUCUGACGUCAACCGUAAACCCGCUGGCCAAACCGACUUGUUGAGAAUUGAAACGCUCCACCACGCUGACAAUGAAAAAACUGAAGCUUACAUACUUGAACUUGUUGUCUGGCUCCAUCACCUAGUCAGCCAAGUGAGAGUUGGUAAUGGAGGAAUAAGGUCACCAGCCAAAUCGCCAAUCCGUUCUCCCACUCAGAAGACAGGGCAGUUAUUCACACACAAAGGUUGCUCUACUUCUCCCAUGUUAACAUUUGAAGAUCAGCAAAUGCUUCGCGAUGUCAGCAAGAGGAAACUAACACCAGGCAUCAGUAAGAGCCAGGAAUUCAGCACUGCCAAGACUAGGUUGAGCAAACACCAUAGGCUUAGCAAGAGUAGUAGUCAUUCCCCAAUCAGUGAAAGCAAAAAUGACAUGUUCUCUACAAGGAGGGUGCUGCCUUCUGUUCCUGUCAUUGACUUUGAUAUUGACCGAAUGAAGGCCUUGGAUGUCAUUGAUAGGGUGGAUACCAUUGGAAGUUCUUGAUCUUGAAGACAAUUGGGGAAUGCUAUGAUUCAAUGAAUCUGUUUCCCUUCUUCAAGUUGUGUGAUCCCCUUUGUUCCUUGUGAGCUGUUAGAAGUGUUAUGAUGUAAGCCAUAGUCUUUUUGAGAUUGUUGUAGAUGAUUAUGGGAUAGGGAUAAGGGGUCACAAUUUUCUUAGAUAUGCAUAUGUACAGAUUUACAUGGUCAUAUAAUGUUUUUUUACCUUCCCUUUUA